AUGACAAAGUCGGCUACUUCCAAUCAUCACCUCGACGAGCAGGAAACUCGCGGUCGCUCGGGCUACUACGACUUUCACGCACCGCCGCCGCUGACCCACGAUAAGCGCACACUGUCCUACCCGAGCACAAUUGCCUCCUCCUCCACCACCUCAUCCACAACCUCGUCCGCCUCCAAGCGCGUCGCCUCGUGGCUCAAGCCCUCAGUAAAGCCUUUGCCCAAGGUCAACGUCCACACCACGUGCGGCCGCCACACCGACCAGCUGCUCUUUGGCGGCCCGUCUCUCACAGAAAUGGCCCGCUCCGUUUUCAAGAAGAAGAACUGA
This is a messenger RNA of Cordyceps militaris CM01, 324 nucleotides long. RefSeq lists its product as uncharacterized. Bases 1 to 324 code for a protein of 107 amino acids. The transcript has 2 exons. The record is from RefSeq and is a predicted model, not a curated record. Lineage: Eukaryota; Fungi; Ascomycota; Sordariomycetes; Hypocreales; Cordycipitaceae.